Molecule: messenger RNA, 2008 nt
Organism: Spodoptera frugiperda (fall armyworm)
Lineage: Eukaryota; Metazoa; Arthropoda; Insecta; Lepidoptera; Noctuidae
Exons: 5
Coding region: 543-1769 (408 amino acids)
Biological process (GO): sensory perception of smell; detection of chemical stimulus involved in sensory perception of smell
Cellular component (GO): plasma membrane
Molecular function (GO): odorant binding; olfactory receptor activity
Source: RefSeq, a predicted model, not a curated record
AAAUACCGAACCUUAUUUUGCGCUAGGAUUGUUGAUUUAUCUUAUUUACGAGUCUGGAGCAUACCAAUAAUGUUAAAUAUAAAAAAAUCUGCGAUAACAAUGUGCCUAAUUAACUUCUAUCCCAUUUAUAAAGAAGAGUGAAAAAUGUAGGGUAUUAAUUACUUCAGAGUAAUUAAAGCAGUCUUUAAUAUAAAUCGAAAUUUGCCGCGAAAUUAUGAACAGUGACCCCAGAGAUUUUCCGCAAGCUAGUACAUUUUGAUUAUCUCGUUAAGUGAACGAAAAUUUUUUCGAUAAGAAAUUGUUUUUGUCCUAACAAAAAUGCUUAUAGAUUAUGAAACAAUAUUUUUUCCAGUUAACUAAAUUAUGAGUGAAUGUUUCAAUAACUUUGUUCAUACAUAACAACUCGCAAACUAAUAAAUCUAUUCAUGACUAUGAAGCCAUUUAUCAAAGGAAACUAUACCAUUUAUCGAACGAAUUAAUCAAUUUGUGUAAUUGAGUUUUAAAGUCAAAAAGACCAAUUCCAAUUAAUCAUACCCCUUCGAAUGGGGGAACGAUUAAAACUUUGGAACAUUUCGAUUUUAAAAACUCCGGGAAUGGACGUGCCUUCGUUGAAGAAAAGCCAUCCGCAAAAAUAUUAUUUUAAAGCGCUAUGCAAGUUCAUGUUUUAUUUGGGUAUGGGGGAUCUUUGGUACGAAGAGAGCGAUGCAUCUUACAUUAGUAGGAAGUUGUAUACAGUCUGGAGGGUCAUUGCAAAUGGGUAUAUCAUCAUUAUUUUGUUAGACGAGCUCUUGUCUUACGCCCGCACCGAUUUGACGGAUAGAGAAAAGAAUGACUUGGUCCAAUUCACUUUCGCUCACCCACUGAUCUACUGUAAGGUCCUCACUCUUUACAUCUGGAAGGACCGCAUCAAGGUGGUGAUGGAACGUCUGCUAGAAGGCUCCAGGCUCAUAUUUCAUUCUCUAGAGUUGGAGCGUCUGUCUGUCAAGCAGUUCAGCAGACAUUGUUUCUCACUUACCACCGUUUCGUAUGUGACCCUGUGUUCAGCUACUAUUGAAGGAAUUCGUCUGCAUUUUAUUGAAGAUAUUCCAAUUCGUACAGAAGUAGUUUACUUCCCCAAUCGUUCAGAGACAGGUUUCUUCAUCAACGUACUCCGGUUCUUCGUGGAGUUGCACUGGUACUGCAUAGUUGCCAUGAUGGCUACCAUGGACUGCCUCGCACUAUGCUCCCUACUGACUGUAGGCCAUAAGUUCAGGGUGUUAAGGUUGUAUUUCCGAGAGCUCAGGACCAGGAUUAUGGAACACAGGGGAAAGAAGACAAGAGAAGAGCUUAAUGAAGAGUUUAAGAAGGGAUUCAUUGUUGGGAUCAAGUUGCAUGUUGAUGCUUUGUGGUGUGCGCGCAAUGUCCAACAGUCCAUGGGACCUCUCUACAGCAUCCAGGUGACGGAAAGCGUAGCUCUACUCGUCAUGUGCCUAGUCAAGAUGGUGGUUCAAGAGCGCACAUUUACGUAUCUGAUCGCCAACUUUGCGUUCAUCAUGUGCCUGAUAAUCCUCACUGGCUCCUACAUGAUGGCUGCUGGAGACAUCACUCAUGAGGCGUCAGAAGUGGGCACAGCGAUAUUUCACAGCGGCUGGGAGGAUUGUGAAGGUCGAGCUGAUCUCCGAACCCUGGUUGUAGUGGCACUGCAGAUGAGUCAGGUGCCUGUGUACAUGACGGCCUUCGGAGUCAUCACGCUGUCUUACACCAACUUUAUAUCGGUAAGUGUACCAUGAACAUUAUGGAUUUUAAAAUUAGUUUUUUGAUUUGGUAAUACGGAGUGUUUGGUGUUUCUUUUCUCUUCCCCUCUAAUAAUAUCUUCUGAUUUAUUUCGUUGCGGGAUCCAAGACAGUCAUUCAUGUCCCUGGGACGCGCCGGACUUCAAUGUUCCGGUGUUUUCAUGGUUGUAUCUACUGUAGAUCCUGGCUUACAGGAGUUGCAGCAGUAUGGGAGGCUGUGGCGGGCUUGUCCCAUA